Messenger RNA from Moneuplotes crassus, 728 nucleotides. NCBI's taxonomy places the organism in Eukaryota, Ciliophora, Spirotrichea, Euplotida, Euplotidae. The record is from the annotation of a GenBank genome assembly.
UGUUCAUCAAUAAUUGAUAAUAUUAAAUUCCUCAAAUGGAGUGACCCAUCUGUAUGAUAGAUUAUGACGAUACCAGUUGUAUCCCUAAGGUCUUGCCCAACUGCGGCCAUACAAUUUGAAUGUCCUGCAUCAACAAGUUGCGUAAAAGUGGGAAAAUUCAGUGCUCUGAUUGUAGACUCAACCAAAAAAUUAAAAAGGGUGAAGACCUCCCAACUAAUUUUGCAAUCUUUGAGCUAAUUUUUAUGAUCAAUAAUCUGAAAUAAGGAAAAUGAGUACUUGAAGAACGCUGGCGUUGGUAUGGACCUUUCCCAUAUUCUGGAUGACCCAGCUCAGGAAGAGAGAAAGGAAUCAGAAAAUCAUUCGAUUCUGCAGGAGGAUUAUAUACCAAAAUUUUACAAAGAGGACCCAGUAUCAGAAGAAAAGCAUGAGCCAGCCGAUGAAUUCCCUUCUUUGGAAGAACAUCUCAGAUCUGCAAUAGAUCUUGAAAAAGAAAUUAAAGAGCUUGGGGGUUCUAUCAAUACUUGGGCAUGACAAACUUGAACUUAUAUUAACAAUGUUUUGAAUGUGGAAUGCGAAAUUUGAGGAUCAUCAAAUAAUAGAUAUGAAGAAUCUGAAACAGCCUAAAAACUUGUCUUGAAACAACUAAAAGGACUGAAACUUAUCUAUGACUAGAUGGGUUAGGUAUGAUAAUACUGUGAAUGAAACUUUAAAUAAAAAUUGCUAGACUU